Molecule: messenger RNA, 2115 nt
Organism: Arachis duranensis
Lineage: Eukaryota; Viridiplantae; Streptophyta; Magnoliopsida; Fabales; Fabaceae
Product: protein SINE1-like
Exons: 3
Coding region: 131-1936 (601 amino acids)
Cellular component (GO): microtubule
Molecular function (GO): microtubule binding
Source: RefSeq, a predicted model, not a curated record
CCCUAAAAUAACGCUUACAUUUGAAAACUUGAAAGUUGAAACCCAAAAACACUUUCAGAAUUCAGACAGUGACACUCACAUUACACAGCUUCAAAAACAUUCCUUCUUACUCUGUAAAGUUAAUUAAGCUAUGGGAAGAAGUUUUAGUCCAACACUGUUGCGAGAGCUAGAAAAUAUUGACAAAGAUCCAGAUAGCUACAAAUCAGUGAUGAGAUCAUUGAAGUCAUAUGUGAAAGAUUUGGACUUCGAGGCAAUUCCGAUCUUUGUUGCACAAGUUUCCGAGACUGCGAAAAUUGGCUCCUUAUCUAAGGAGCUCACAGUUUCUCUCUAUGAAGUUCUUGCACAGGUUCAUAGUGUCAAAAUUGUUCCAAUGAUAGGUAGUAUUAUGCAAUCCAUAGUUCAGACCUUAGCAUCAAGCGCAGGAUCUUUACAGAUUCAGGAAGCUUGCUCAAAGGUGGUUCUAGCUAUUGCAAGAUAUGGAAUUGACCCAACAACCGCAGAAGACAAGAAGAGGAACAUAAUUUGUUCGCUUUGUAAGCCUCUAUGUGAUGGACUCUCGAGUACUCAGGAGUGUUUGACCUCCGGUGCUGCGCUCUGCUUGAAGGCUCUAGUGGAUUCAGACAACUGGCGGUUUGCCUCUGUUGAAAUGGUUAACAAGGUUUGCCUGAAUGUGGCUGCGGCGUUAGAGGGAAAGUCUCAGGCCAAUGCACACAUGGAUUUGGUUAUGUCCUUAGCUAAGUCCAAUCCUUUGAUUGUUGAAGCCUAUGCAAGACUACUCAUACAAGCAGGACUAAGAAUACUAAAUGCUGGAGCUGAGAUAUUGGAAGCGAAUUUUCAGAAGCCACUUGCAGCCAUUCAAAUGGUGAACUUGUUGAUGAAAUGCAUAGACCCCAGGAGUAUUUUCUCAGAGUUAGAACAGAUAAUUGAGAAGAUGGAGAUCUGUCAAUUUGACAACAUGGCAUGUGUCAAAGAUGCUGCGUAUGAAGCUCUGCAAACUGCCAGGAGAAUUACGGCAAGCAAAAAAUCAUGUGUAAAGAGUCCUGCAUCAGUAACAGGGUCAAAUUUUAGGAGUGACUGUAUGGAAGCAGAUAGUUUUUAUGGUGAUGAAGAUCAUUCUCCUACUGCAUCUAUUUCGCCAGAACCACGAACCUUGGACUUUUUUCCUGGAUAUGAAUAUGCAGUGAAGUCUCCUAUUUUAGCGAGUCAACCUUUGCAGCACUCAAAAUAUAGUCGAAGGGGUGUGAACCGGAAGCUUUGGAGUCAAGAAAAUGGACGGAUUGAUGUGUCUCUCAGAGAUGGUUUGUUCUCAGCUGUAGCUCAGGAAAAUGCCUGGUCGGGACACACUGAGAAUCCGUUUUGUAAUCAAGCAAGAAAUUUAUCAGACGAGUUUGCUGGUUUCGUGAACAUGAAUUCUUGUCAUAGAGUAUCCAGAAGUACCACCACAAGUCCCCGAAGAUCACAGAUUGGAGUUAAUUCCGACACCAUGAACAUCUGUAUGACCCCUCGGAAGCUCAUUCACUCUCUAGAAGAUCCAGAUGCCGAGACUUCGUGUUGCUCCAACAGGCAGAGCAGACGGUUCAGGAGUCUAUCGACCAGCAAGGUGGAGAGGAGCCAAAGAUCCAACUUCGAACAUGACCAAAAUGGUUUCACAGACUAUGUGAACUGCGAUUGUAAUCCGAACGGAAGCUUAUUUGAUUAUGAUGAGUUCCAAGAUGGGCAAGAACCAGUCUCAUCAACAGAUGACAUUCCUGUUGGUUCUGCUUUGCAGGUGCCUCCUGAAAAUAGUGAUAACAUUGAGACGGUUUGCAUUCGAAAACCAUUUCAGAAGACUAAAUAUAAAGUGGUUUGUGGCAUUUCAUUUGCUCUUCUUGCAAUGGCUACUCCAUUACUCUGGAUCACCAAUCAGGAAGAUGGUCAUUAUCUUGUUCCUACAUAAUGUGUUCAUUCCUUGUUUACAGACUUAUAUUUUAAGAGCAUUUUAGGUAUACCUUUAUGUAAAGUAUCAGUCAAUUCCAACUGAAUGUUGGUAAGUUCAAUGUAGAUGUAAAGGAUCAAAUAAAGUUGAGCACUUCUCUCUUGAUUUUCUAUACAAAGUCACAAUUUAGGAAAAUGAAG